Molecule: messenger RNA, 1373 nt
Organism: Misgurnus anguillicaudatus (oriental weatherfish)
Lineage: Eukaryota; Metazoa; Chordata; Actinopteri; Cypriniformes; Cobitidae
Gene: rlbp1b
Product: retinaldehyde binding protein 1b
Cellular component (GO): membrane
Molecular function (GO): phosphatidylinositol bisphosphate binding
Source: RefSeq, a predicted model, not a curated record
AAUACCACAUGACGGUGUUAAUCCAUCAGCAGUCACACUACAAAUGACUGAAUUCUGCUGUUUUUCACCUCACUUAUUUGGUACUUUCAACCACACCACAUUGUGCCAGAACAGUCCACUGAGUCUUGGAAGCAAUGGCUGUUGUUAGCGGAACAUUCCGGAUGGUGUCGGAGGAGGAACAGGCUCUCAGAGCCAAACUGGAGCACCUCACGGUCAAAGAUCACGGGCCGGUGUUUGGAUCCUGUGCCAGGGUGCCAGACCACACAGUGCAAAAGGCUAAAGAUGAACUCAACGAAACAAGCGAAAAGCGCACGUCAGCCGUGAAAGAGCUCCGAAAUAUCAUAAAGGAGAAGGCCGACUCUGGAGACGAUGUCGCUAAGGGUGUUCAGGACACCUUUGGGAACCAACCCGAUGCUGUGCUGGUGAGAUUCAUCCGUGCCAGAAAAUACGAAGUAAACAGGGCUUAUGAGCUAAUGAGGGGUUAUGUGCGCUUCAGGCAAAACUACCCCGAGCUGUUUGAAAACCUGACCCCAGAGGCUGUGCGCAGUACCAUUGAGGCCGGUUACCCAGGGAUCCUGUCAAGACGAGACAAAUACGGCCGUGUGGUGCUGCUCUUCAACAUUGAGAAUUGGGACUAUGAGGAGAUCACAUUUGAUGAGAUCCUCAGAGCUUAUUGUGUGAUCCUGGAGAAGCUUCUGGAAAACGAAGAGACUCAGAUUAAUGGAUUUUGCAUAAUUGAGAACUUUAAGGGCUUCACCAUGCAACAGGCAUCUGGGAUCAAGCCCAUGGAGCUGAAGAAAAUGGUGGACAUGCUGCAGGACUCUUUCCCUGCUCGUUUCAAAGCGGUGCACUUCAUUCACCAGCCCUGGUAUUUUACCACCACUUACAAUGUGGUCAAACCCCUGAUGAAGAGCAAACUGCUGGAACGGGUGUUUGUCCACGGCGAUGAGCUGGAGAAUUAUUUCAAGGAGUUUGAUGCGGAUAUCCUGCCUUCAGAGUUUGAUGGGAAGGGCUCCAAAUAUGACGGCAAGGCCACAGCAGCAAAACUCUUUGAUUAAUUUUGCUGUCCGUCAACUUAGAAAAACAUAUCUGUCUGUCAUUUUAGUUAUGUUGUACUGCAGAAUAAUGGAAUGUGGUUGUGUGUUUUUUAAAUUGAACAGAGCACUUUCCAUGCCAAACCUCAUUGAACAAAUGCCCAGAUGUAAGAGGAAUGCAGAUUUAGGGGCAUAUGAUCUCUGUUAUACUAUAGUGCUGUUUGGCCAAUCUUGGGCAGGACCCUGAUUUUAGAUUGAUCCCAAAAUAUAGAAAUCCCUUUGGAGCCAAACAUUUCUGUUAUUUCUGUCAAUAAAGGAUGCAAUGUGCAACUUUAAGAA